GCUCACACCAGGGUGACAUAGAGUUGCAAGUAACCAACAAUGGAGAAUAGUAACUUUUCUAAGCAGCUGAACCCUUCCUUGUCCUGGGCAGAUGAACCACCCCAGUACAGCAGCCAUGGCUAUAAUUCCCUGACUGAGGAGCUGGUAGACUUUAGUGCUGUACCAAGCCAGCAAGUCCAGACUACUAUGGUGAACAUCCCAGAUAAUGGGACUCCUGUGAGAGACCAUCUGGUGUGGUCACUCUUCAGUAUGUCUUAUAUGAAUCCUUUUUGCCUGGGCUUUUUGGCUGUGGUCUUCUCAAUCAAGAGUCGAGACCGGAAGUUGGUUGGUGAUCACAGUGGCGCUAUUACCUACAGCUAUACAGCUCGAGAUCUCAAUAUUGCUGCAACGGCGCUGUCCAUUUUUUCUUUCAUUGUAUUUGUUAUCCUGUUUGUGAUAAAUUUUCAUGUCAGCAAAUGACCAGAAACCAGCAAACCUUUGAACAUCUCUUUGUUUCACUUUUGGGGCGGCGAAUGACAAUAAGAGGCUCACUGCUUUGCUUUGUACUUGUACUUUCAGUAAUCACUACUUACCGCAUUUAAAGCCACAUUAAUUUGUUAUAAUCUUCAUUACCACUAGUAUUAUUUUGUUAGGAAAGCUGUUUAUAUAAAUGUUGCUUGUGUUAUAUUUUUUUUGUUUAUAUUUUUAUGUUCACCAUUAUAAACUUUCAUAAUGCACUUAGAAUAUGGGUUACCAAGCUUUAUCCAUCUACAAACGAGACCACUGUGUUUUAGUGAGAACAGUAUUUAUACAUCAAAAAUAUUUUUACCUGAAAAAUGUCAAACAACAUUUUUGUUACAAAAGACUUGUUAUACUUAUUACCAAUGUAUAAGGAAUUGCUCCUUCAUGUUUAUUUUUGUACUUGAAAUUGUUUAUUUUGCCUACUAAAGCCAUCACCUAUUGUUCUCAAGGAUAUGCCAAUUUAAAUUGACUGAGUCUGCAAAAAGACAGAGCUGGUCAUGUUAUCUUUUUUUAUAAGCAAAGCCUAAUAGAUUUUUAAAUGUUACUCAAGGCUAGGGGUCCGAUUUACCGUGUGUCUGGCGGACAUGAUCUGCUGUAGUGGAUCAUGUCCGCCAGACAUCGAUAAUGCCAUCGGAAUGUUUCAUUGCACAAGCAUUCCUUGCGAAAUGCUUGUGCAAUGCCGCCCCCUGCAGAUUUGCGGCCAAUUGGCCGCUAACAGGGGGUGUCAAUCAACCCGAUCGGGCGGAUUGCUGUCCGCCGCCUCAGAGGUGGCAGACAAGUUUAGCAGCAGCGGUCUUAAGACCACUGCUUCCUAACUUCUGUUUCCGGCGAGCCUGAAGGCUCGCACGGAAACAGCUGCAUUUUGCAGCAUUCAGCUGUUAAUAAAUCGACCCCUAGGGGUUCAAUGAGCAAAACCAUCUAUUUUAGAUACAAAAAUGAUCUAUUUCUUGCGGUUUCCCCUCUAGGAGUUUAAUUUAUGCUGUUAUCGCCUGCUUUACCUAGCUUCUCCACAGAGAAUACAGCAGUAUUCAUAUUUUCUGUAUAGGUGGAGUUUUCAACAGGCAAACUCUGCUUUUUAAAUGACAAAAAAAGAUAAAUGAACAACUGCGUGUUAACAAUUAAACACACUUAAUUAUGUAAAUAAAAUUGAUCAUUGGGAACAGUACAAUGUUCCAUUGUUGUAAUACAAAAGCACUAAGCAGUUAAGCGUACUUAAAGGAACACUCAAGUCAAAAUAACCUUGGAAAAUUCAGUUUUAAGACACUUUGCAAUUUAUUUCCAUUAUCAAAUUUUGCACAGUUCUUUAUAAACACACUUUCUUGAGAACAAGCUCCUACUGAGCAUGUGCACAACCUCACAGGGUAUACAUAUACUAGUCUGUGAUUAGCUGAUGUCUUUCACAUGAUACAGGGGCAGGAAAAUGGGAGAACAAAUGUAUGCACUGUCCAUUACUUCCUGUUACAGCCCUCAAGUGGGCUGGGGCCCUCUGUAGAGAGGCAGAAUAGCAUUAUUUUCUCUGAACUGGUGCUAAGAGACACCUAUCUGAUAGCUGCAAAUAGUUUAUUGCCCAUGUUCAGUGUAGGACUUUUGCUGCAAAAAUCAUGUUACUAUGUAACCUAAUCAUGUGACCAUAUAACCUAAUUAUGUGACCAUGUGACCUAAUCAUGUGACCAUGAAACCUAAGUACUGUAAUGGUAGCUUUUCACCAAAGGAGCACAGUUUAAUAUCUAUUUAAAUAAAAAGCAAAUAAAACUGA
Molecule: messenger RNA, 2257 nt
Organism: Bombina bombina (fire-bellied toad)
Lineage: Eukaryota; Metazoa; Chordata; Amphibia; Anura; Bombinatoridae
Product: dispanin subfamily A member 2b
Exons: 2
Coding region: 40-459 (139 amino acids)
Cellular component (GO): plasma membrane
Source: RefSeq, a predicted model, not a curated record